Impatiens glandulifera is the source of this 1003-nucleotide messenger RNA. RefSeq lists its product as uncharacterized. NCBI's taxonomy places the organism in Eukaryota, Viridiplantae, Streptophyta, Magnoliopsida, Ericales, Balsaminaceae. Bases 41 to 1003 code for a protein of 320 amino acids. The transcript is spliced from 2 exons. The record is from RefSeq and is a predicted model, not a curated record.
AUCCAAGAGCAAAAGAACCAAAAACAUAGCAAGAGAGAAAAUGGGUAAGCUAAACCAUCAUCCAUUCAUAACCCAUUUCAUCCAUCCACAUCCAUUAGAGCUCUGCAAUCUCGAUCAAAUCCAUUAUCCUCCUCCUUCAUCAUCAUCUUGCUCUGCCUGUUCUCUUCCUCAAUCCUACGGCUUCAUCUACACCUGCAAAACAUGUCCAAAUUUCUCUCUCCAUCUUUCUUGUUCUCAAUUACCUUCUUCACUUACCCACCCUUCUCAUCCUUACCACCCACUUUUUCUCACCCCUACCUCCACUUAUCCCGGCGGCCAAUUCAACUGCAACGCCUGUAAAAUCGAUAGCACCGGAUUCAGUUACCAUUGUUUAAGCUGCAACUUUGAUUUACAUAUCAAAUGUAUUAUCAGACCAUUGAUUAAAAAUCAUUACUUGCAUCCUCACCCACUUGAUCUUACGUUUGCUUCUCCUUACGGCAAUGGAUCUGGAUUCUCAUGCGAUGUUUGUUAUCAUGUCGGAACUUCCCAUUGGCUUUACAGAUGUAAAGAUUGUGAAUUUGAUGUUCAUCUUGACUGCCCUUCAGCUCCGGGGAUACAAACUCCGGCGCCGGAACUCAAACAUCAACAAUCAUUGCCGGCGACCUUUACCAAAAAACUUAAAUCUUUAUCGAAAAAUAUUUUCAAACCGGCGACACUUACUCAUCAACAGUCAAUGCCGGCGAUGCAGCAGAAUUACUAUCCGCAACCGCAACAACAGCAGCAGAUAAGUCAAACUCCGAUAUUGCAAAGUCAGCUGCCGCCGACACAAUCAUGGCAGGCUCAGGCGCCGGUUCCGGCGGCGACUCAGUCGUUGGGGAGUAGGAUGAUGCAGGCGGCGGUGCAAGGGAUUUUUGUAGGGGCGGUGCAACAGGUGGGACAGAGUAUUGUUCAAGAUUUUAUUUUGAACGACGGCGCCGGCGAUAACAAUUAUGGUGGAGAUGAAGUUACCUAUGAGAAUUAUUGA